Molecule: messenger RNA, 5290 nt
Organism: Stegastes partitus (bicolor damselfish)
Lineage: Eukaryota; Metazoa; Chordata; Actinopteri; Pomacentridae
Gene: nkd1
Product: NKD inhibitor of WNT signaling pathway 1
Exons: 10
Coding region: 119-1465 (448 amino acids)
Biological process (GO): negative regulation of Wnt signaling pathway
Cellular component (GO): cytoplasm
Molecular function (GO): calcium ion binding
Source: RefSeq, a predicted model, not a curated record
GCAACCUCUUUUUUUUUUCUUUUAAAAAAAAAAGGCAAAACCACCAGCACGGCCGGAAAAUAAAAUCUUUGGAUUAUAUUCAUCUGAUGGUUUUUCAACUCCAACUCGAUGCAUAGAAAUGGGUAAACUGCACUCGAAACAUGCCGCUAUUUGUAAACCGAGGGAGAGUCCCGAAGGGGACAGCUUCGUGGUGAACGCCUGCUUGGCCAGGAAGGGCAUCGACGACUGGCUCGUGAAGCAGAAAUACUACUGCACGAGCUCCCGUCUGGAGCAACAGGACUGUCACCACAAGAAUAACUGCGGUCUGACCACACGGGACUCCAUGGAUGAAGCAUGUGCUGAGAGGAUUGGUGACGAACACUAUCGUUUAGAAGUGGCUUUACCCCCGGAGAAGACAGACAGCUGCUGUGUGGAGGAGAAGAUGCAGGAGAGGGGCAGCCAAUCUCCCGCAGGGCCACAGAAACAGCUCCAGUUUGAAGAGUUGGAGUGUGCUGUGUCUGUGGAGGAGGAUAACCGGCAGGAGUGGACCUUCACCCUCUAUGACUUUGACAACAACGGCAAAGUUACCAGAGAGGACAUCACCAGCCUGCUCCACACCAUCUACGAGGUUGUAGACGCCUCCGUCAACCAUUCUCCCGGCAGCAGCAAGACGUUGCGGGUCAAACUCUCUGUGGCUCCUGACUCCAGCCAGCGGUGGAGGAGUUGUACACAGGGUGCGGCAGACUUGCCCCACCCCAGAGAGAAAAAUGACAAGUGCAUCGAAGACCCCAAGAGUGCAGACAAGAAGUCUCGAGCACUCCUAAGGCGCCACCACAGUGACCACCACACCCAGCCUGGCUGCCAGCGCCACUGUGUGGAUGAGAACCUGGAACGCAGGAACCACUACUUGGACCUGGCAGGCAUUGAAAACUACACGUCCCGCUUCGGAGCCGCACCUGCUGCAGAGCCAACGAAAGCAGAGCCUCAGACCCGGUCGUCCAACCAGACUCGUUCUCGCUCCCAUGAACCAGAAAAUGGCCACUCCCAUUCCCACCACCGCCGGCUGCAGACUGUUGUGGACACUGUUGCUCCAGACAGCCUCCAUCCCGCCCGGCCGCGAGGCCAAGACUCAGGGAAACAUGCCCUCCGUUCUCCGAAGACCCACAGCCGCACACCUCCUGCACAGAUCAGUGGCAGGGUGAUGAGGAGCCGAGGGGUCCCCCCUCCUCCGGCCCUAGUUAGCCAGACCCCUCCUCAUCAGUCCGCAGCCCCCUACCGCAAACACAAACAGCGGUCCAAGGAGAGCCAGGCCUACCGGGCUUUAGGCUCUCUGGCAGCUCAAGGACCAGUGGUGGAGAAAGAACAGGUGAGAGACCUGCCCAGCGUGUUGCUCUAUGACGGGGGGCUGGCCCAAGUGGUGCAACGGCAUGAACAUCACCAUCACCAUGAACAUCAUCACCACUACCACCACUUUUACCAGUCCUGAAUUUCCACCCUGCCUGGGACAGCUCAGCACUUCUGCAGCCCCACAGAGCCCAACCAGGCCAGCAGACACUGACUGCUGGGAGCUUCCUCCUCUCAACACUGUUCCGUCAGCCCUGCUAUGGCAUUGUAGUGGACACAGGACAUGGGAAGGAGAGGGGGAUCAUGGAAAGGGCUUCCCAGUGCUGAGAUGUUAUUAAUCAGUGUUAUGAAGAGGUUGUUCACACAUACAGAAGUUCAGGUAUGCAGCAGGACAGUGAUUCAGGGCCAUGAGGAUCACGGUGGGGUUCGAGAGGAGGCACAGUGGGACCGUUUUAAUAAAUAACUCAGAUGUUCCUCUCCCCCGGCACAGUGAUCCUCCACCUGAUGAACUAUACGUCUCCAAACCAGCACCAUAGCCCUUCCAGACCACUAAGCCAAAAGGUUUUUAAGGAGAAGGAGGGACAAGAGGAAGAAAGACUGUGAUGUAAAGAUGAACAUAUAUGAAGGAACUUGGUGAUAGGAGAGCAGGGCGUAGUGUGUGUGUAUGUGUGUGUGUGUGUAAAACAUUGUGUGAAUGUGUGAGCGUAGCAAACGUUGAGUGAGCGUGUGUGUCUGAGUGUCACGACACUGGUGUCUGUAGAAAACCACUCAAAGUGCGCUCAUGGGUGCAUGAGUAUUUAAAGCAGGCUGUCAAGCGGGUUUUUGAAGAUGAAAACGAAGAUUCUGAUUUAAGCACGCAAUACCCCCUGAGCAAAAAUGGGAAGGAAAAUGUUGAAAUGUAAAGUUAAAAAAAAAAGAAGGAGACAGAUCCCAAAUCCGCUGCUACCUCUAAUUUUAUCCUAAUUGUUGUUGUAAUGGUGAUUUUGAAUAAGCGUUCAGAGGUUAUUUUCAAAUUACUUCAAAACUUUUUUGAAAGAAGAGAAGUCAUGUCACAAUCUGCAGUACUGAAAUGUCGAAAAGCUCCUUACAUUUAUUAACUAACAUUUGCUGUACAUAAGGUAUAUAUUGUUAUCAAUUUUAUAAGCUUUAUUGAUAAUGUGAUAUCUUUGUAUUCACUCUCUGAAGAAGCUGUUUAUGUUUGUUUUCCUUCACAACUGCAUUGUUAUUAAGACCACUAGGAGCCUCAUUUUUGCUACAAUACGUACAACUCGUCUCACACUCCCUCAGCCUCCGUUUUUCACCCAACUGUGACCUUGUAAUUAUGGCUGAACGACUAAAAUCCCAACUCUCAACAGUGCUGUUCAGUAGCUCGUCCUCACUUUACAAGACAACAUCGCUUCAACAGUUAAUUUCUUUUUUCCGACGGCGGCUUCCAAUAUAAAGCUCCUGUUGUGUUCCUGAAUCCCGGCAGUGUUUGCACCAAGAGCUGUUUUUUUUUUUUUUUCAUUUGAAUGUCCAAACUGUCAGCAGUUGAAUCACAUUGUGUCAGUCCCAUGAUACCGCUAAAAACAAAACUGAGAUGGUGUGAUGUCGAGAUCAGAGCAGCAGAGUUCACAAGUUCUGGCUCAGCUCUUUUGGCAUAUUUGCAUAAAUUGAAACCUUGUCAUAUUUGGCCAGCUAGAGGUUGGUGUAUUCAUCAGUAUAGAGUUUGGCCUUUAAGGAGACUUUUAUUUAUGCAGGGAAACGUUAUGCUGACCACGCAUGUCGUUUUUCAGCUGCACCCUUUUUCAUGCUUGAAGCAGCAACUCGUGUUCACACCUAGUUGUUGUCCUGCAGCUUGGUUUUCUGUAUGGAUUUUUGCAUUUGGACUUUCAGGCCUUCCACUAACUGGUAGCAGCUUUUGUCGUCCUGCCCCGGGGUCACACUCCUGCUCCCUCUGUUUCCAUGGCAUCUUCCUGUCCCCCAGCUGUCAGCAGGUCUUUCACCGUGCCGCCAUGUGGCCUGAGCGCUCAGCCAACAAGGCUCUGUUUGUGGUGCGGCGGGGCGAGGGCUCUUUCAGCUGUCUCAUUCCUCUGGUGCUGGAUAACACUGGGCCCGGCCCACAGUCUCCACUGCACCCAUAACUCACUGCUGCUGCCCUGCCAGCACCCGGGGCUGUCUGUGAUGUCCUGUAGGUGUUGCCAUCUACCUGCAGAUGAUGAUGGCUCCAGCUCUUACCUAUGUCACACCUGAACUGACGAGCGCAGUGAGCUAAAAGCUGUGACAGUAAUAAUAGCCUUUAUUCCCGGCCUUAUUUUCAGCCGUUUCCAGAGUCGUGCAGAUAAACAGCAUGCCCUUGUGCAGCUAAAAAGUCUUCUAUGAGGGCUUAAGUGUCCUGCUCAAGGGCAGUCCGUGCAAAGGAAGUGAGCUGUCAACACGUGGUUUGUGAGAACCAGACCCCAGGGCCAGCAAUUGUUCAAACUACUUCCACUUUGUUUGAUUGUGUUAGUCUGCCAUGAGUGUGUGUGUGUGUGUUUGUGAUGAGCAGGAAUGCAGCGUAUGCCAGUCUCUUCCUCGGGACUGCGGUGUCCUCUCACAGCUGCAGGCCAUCCUUAACCAGAGGCACCAGUCAGACGGUCAUUUCGUGGGACCUGCUGGUGAAAACGGCCUCAUUCCCAGACGGGGGUCACAGCUGCGCUCCAUACCUCAGCUUCCUCACCUCACACUGCUUUUCCUGGACAACAAGUCCUUGCUCCUGAAGCCCCACUAACACUGUACCUCCUUUGUCAGUGCUUUCACCUCACUCGAAACACUGUCGAUACCGGUCUCCAAAUGCAAGCAGUGUGAAAAUGGCCGCGUUGUUGCGCUAACGGACGGCAAGCAGGCGACUGCACGUCCUGCAGGGUGGUCUGAUUCGACACGGCUUCUGAAGGAAUUUGCGUGAGUCAGACCCACAGCCAGGUUGCCAUUUUUUAAAUUUCUUGUACCCAGAGAGAGUUUCACUGACACACACUGAAGUCUCUUAUGAUAUGUUUUAAGCGCCCUGCUUCACCUGAAGUCACACGAGAAAUCUCAAAGGUUCUCGAUCGGUUCUUGGACAGCAUUUGUUAAGGGUUGGGAAAGCAGUUCUUUUUUCUGUUUUAGACUUUCUUAGAAGGGGAAAACCUCAUUUAAAAAAAAAACCCUGUGUUCUCAAAACCUCAUGCUUUAACCUGGCGCUGUCGCUCUCCUCCUCCGGUCAUUCAUCCUACCAUGGCAAUAGAUCUAUAUUUUGUGAGCAAGUGAAGUCAUCAUCAGGUGUUGGUUGUUUUUGUUUUGUGCCCAACUCAACCACCACCCCUCUGAAUCCACCAGAAUUUAUUUUUCUAUUAUUUUUGUUUGGCAGGUUAUUGCUUGAGCGUGGGUGUAACGUUUUAUUUUAAAUUAUGAACGCCUCUUUUCAGAACUAACAUUUUCGAAUCGUGUCACGCAAACUGCUUUCAAUGCACCAUCCUCUGUCCUGUUGUUUUAGGAUUCCCAGUAGUCACAGUCACUCCUCCAUGCUAAUACAGUAUCUAAUGCACCACUAAUUUGCUUCCUAAGAUCCAUGUAUCAACAUUUUUUUUUUUGUUUUAAAUCUGGUGUAUAUAGUGGACUGCUGAGAGGUUAAACCAGCAUCAUGUAGAAAGAAUAUAAGGCUUAUUUAUGUUGAAAUAACUCUCCAAACUAUCUCACUUGCCUACUAUCAGCUAGUAUCCGCCACGCCAAUCCCACUUAGCAGGGAGGAAUAAUAAUCUGUCUCUCCACACAAACAGACACACUUUCACUUGGUGUUUGUUGUGAACUUGUUUAGCCCUAGUUGCCCCCCCCCCACCCCCCGAUGUUUUUUUUUCAUGCCUUUGUUUAGUUUAUAUUAGAUUGUAUUUGAUUAAUUGCUUUAUUUAUUUGAUAGCAGAUCUGUGCCAAGGGAAAUACCCUUUUAUUAAAGUAUGAACCUGUUCCUUAUAAA